AUGCUCAUUUUGUUGAAUUUUUGCAGCCGUGACCUUUCUCCGAAAUUCCCUCUGAACGCAUAUAUUACCCGUUUCUUUGCUAUGAAUAAUAACAGCUGUGUAUUCUCUGCUUCUGCAAUUGAUAACAGAAACUCGAAAUGUUGUGAAAAUAUUGCACUGCAGAAAGAAAUUCACGAAGGAAUUAGUCGUGAUGAUAACAGGUGGAUUGAAGAUGAUGGUGUUCCUUCGAGAUUGGAUGAAAAUUGCUUUCGCAAACAGCAAACAGUCGAGAGUUGUCCUUCUCUGCAGAAGAUUUCUUCAUGUUCUAACAAAAUUGAUUGUGAGAGUAAUGAAUUAAGUGCUUCGGAGAAGUACGCCAGUUCCGGGUAUAGAACUAAUAAUAGUGAUGAUGUAAAUGCGGUAGCAAAAGCUGAAUAUUCCAAAAAUGAUCGACAGGAAUGGUCUAGAAUUCGGAAUUCAUUAUGGAUUAGUGGACAGGGAAAUGUUCGUCGAGGUGAUGUUAUAUUGAGACGGGAAUGGUUUAAAGUGGGAUGUUUUGAUAAUGAAAAAGAAAUGUUUCGAGAGCAACUGAAGGGCCGUGUUUCUAGAUGGAAAGUAAGGAAAGUAAGCACGGGUUCGAAGAUUUUCUAUCGAUGCAACAAAUUUAAACAUUUUGGAUGUGGUUAUCGAAUGUAUGCAGAGAUUCGUGGUCGAAAUCGUAUUGGUCUUUACGAGAGUGGUCUUCAUGACCAUUCAUCCCGCAAAUUCAAGUGCUUGAAAGCAGGUGCUCGUGUUGUUGUGGAUACGAAGCCUAGUUCGUCACAACAGGCAUUAUUAGAUCAAUUCAUACAGAAUGCUACAAAAAGUGCGAAAUUAAAUGGCACACUUUCCGGAAUAACUGCAUCGGCAUCUUCUUACGCACGAUUAGCACUACCACAGUCUUCCAAUAACAUCAGUUGUGGACAGGAUAACAUUUUCGAUCCGAAAGGGUUGGUUGACGAUAAUCUAAUACCGGAAAGAUCUGUGAAGAUUUUCUCUCCUAAGGUGGAUUGUGAUGACGGUGAUGAUACGGGUGAAAGUAAUGAACCGUUGUAUGUACUGAGUGACGGGAGCAAUUUAGCUGAACUGUUGCGUGUUGCAAACGAUAUGGAUUUGGCUUUUACCUACAAUUCUAGGCGUACUGGAGAAUUUUGCUUUGAAUCAAAUGCGCAAGAUAUGAGGGGUCGUUUGGUUGUGUUUGCGGAUCUUGGAACCAAAGUUGCUGUACGCGAACGUUUUAAUGGCAGUGAUCUGAGCUACGAGGAAUGGAGCAAAGCCGACUGGAAACAGUUCUUGUGGGCAGUACGCGGGAAAUGCAUGAAUGUCCUUAGGGGACUUUGA
Molecule: messenger RNA, 1359 nt
Organism: Brugia malayi
Lineage: Eukaryota; Metazoa; Nematoda; Chromadorea; Rhabditida; Onchocercidae
Exons: 6
Coding region: 1-1359 (452 amino acids)
Source: RefSeq, a predicted model, not a curated record